AUAGAUCUAACUGCAUCCCCGCUGAACGCUCGACUUCACGGGGUGGACUGCACAUUUCUGUUGAAUAGAUUUGAAUCAACAAUCAACAAUUCAUAGUGUUUUUGAGUCAACAAUCAAGAUAAAGAUGCAGUUCAUGCUGCUGUUCAGUCGGCAGGGUAAGCUGCGGCUGCAGAAGUGGUAUGUUCCCCUGUCAGACAAAGAGAGGAAGAAGAUCUCCAGGGACCUGGUCCAGACCAUUCUAGCCCGCAAGCCCAAGAUGUGCUCCUUCCUGGAGUGGAGGGACCUCAAGAUCGUCUAUAAGAGAUACGCCAGCCUGUAUUUCUGCUGUGCGGUGGAGGAUCAAGACAAUGAGCUCAUCACGCUGGAGAUCAUCCACAGAUACGUAGAGCUGCUGGAUAAGUACUUUGGCAGUGUGUGUGAGCUGGACAUCAUCUUUAACUUUGAGAAGGCCUACUUCAUCCUGGAUGAGUUCCUGCUAGGAGGAGAGGCUCAGGAGACCUCCAAGAAGAACGUACUGAAGGCUAUAGAGCAGGCCGACCUGCUGCAGGAGGAAGCUGAAGCCCCACGGAGUGUCCUGGAGGAAAUUGGCCUGACAUAAACUCCCUCCCUCAUCACUGACCCAACUAUCUCCCUCUCUCUUUCUCUUCACGGGGCCCAAACAUCUUGUUCUCGCUCCUUUAAUGUGCUGUAGUGUUGUCUUGUACUAAAACUCUAUCAUGUUGUUCAUGUUACUUGUGCCAAAUGUCUGUUCCUUUUUUUUGUACCUCGUCAACACUCACCUUUUGAAACCCCUAGGGUAUAUGCAGCCAGUAGCCACAAACUACACCAAUAAUAACUGAAAUCUCACCCACCUUAAGUCAGUGUUUUGUUGUACAUGACAUGUCCGUGACGGGCACUUUAACUCCAGUCUAGUAUAGAGAACUUAAAACAAUUCAAAGUAUAUCAUAAAGAGUAAGAAACCACAUUUUACUUAAAUGGGAUGUUCACAAGUAAAGUAAGCAAAACGAUGUCAGUAUUUUUAAGAAGUGUUACAGUUUAAAGUAUUCAUGUUAAUUUUUUUAUUGUUUGACCAAAGAACACUGUGUUAUAAUCAUAUCGUUUUGAAGAUAAAUGGUGUUUAGGGAAAAAUAUGUGCUCUCUCAGGGUUGGGGUCAAUUCUAUUUAAAUUCCAAUCAAUUCAGAAAGUAAACCAAUUUACAAUUUUAACUCAUUGAAGGAAAUGUGCAUUGGAAUAUCAGUGUAUUCCUGAAUUUAAAUGGAAUUGACCCAAGCCUUGCUCUGUAUAGCCUGAGUCCCGGAUCUUUGUGCUGUCUUGCUACCUCUUAUGUCGUUCAGUUGGGAAGAAAGCACAAACACACCUGGGACUCCUCCCACUCUGCAUGCUUUAAAAGGCAAGGGAAGAGUAACACUGGGGACUCCGCCCACUCUGCAUGCUUUAAAAGGCAAGGGAAGAGUAACACUGGGGACUCCGCCCACUCUGCAUGCUUUAAAAGGCAAGGGAAGAGUAACACUGGGGACUCCGCCCACUCUGCAUGCUUUAAAAGGCAAGGGAAGAGUAACACUGGGGACUCCGCCCACUCUGCAUGCUUUAAAAGGCAAGGGAAGAGUAACACCAGUGAAAAUGAACAAAAAGGGAUUCUGUUACUAAUCAAACUUCUAUUCGUCACACAAUGUUUUAACUGUCAAUGAAAACGCUUUUAGGCCACUUGUUUCGUAGCCUGGUUCUGAACUGGAAUAUUCAGUUUGACUCAUAACAGGCUACUUGUUAUGAGGAAGGUUGUGACAAUUGAAGCACAAAUCAUGAGGCACUCCCACUAUGUCACUGCCUGUGCUUAGUGCACACGGACAUGACCAGUUAUUGAAUUGUUUACAAAAACCAUGGGUUAAAGAAGCCUAAACCUGUUGCAAUUCCCUGUCUACCGUACAGACUGCUCCUCCUUUACCAAUGACCAGAAUGGUGUCCUGUUAGGACAUUUAAUGUUCUCUGUAUCUGUCAGCUUGUACUGUAUUUGCUCUUUAACUGUGGUGACAUCCCAUAUGGCACGCUAUUCCCUACAUAGUGCACUACUUUUGGCCAGAGCCUAUGAAGAAGUGCACUAUAUAGGGAAUAGGGCACCAUGUCUUGCUCCUGUGUACAUUGAGUCAUUUCAAAGUAUUGCAUUUCUUUUACACAGACAACUGUCACUACUUCAGUUCUCUUAAAUACUGUAAAUCAUUAAAACAAAUGUCUAUGGAUUAGCAGAA
Salvelinus namaycush (lake trout) is the source of this 2244-nucleotide messenger RNA. It is a transcript of the gene ap1s2, whose product is annotated as adaptor related protein complex 1 subunit sigma 2. Gene Ontology annotation, cellular component: AP-1 adaptor complex; membrane coat; intracellular membrane-bounded organelle. The coding region runs from base 125 to 598 and encodes 157 amino acids. The transcript has 5 exons. Lineage: Eukaryota; Metazoa; Chordata; Actinopteri; Salmoniformes; Salmonidae. Gene Ontology annotation, biological process: intracellular protein transport; vesicle-mediated transport. Gene Ontology annotation, molecular function: clathrin-cargo adaptor activity. The record is from RefSeq and is a predicted model, not a curated record.